UUAUAAUGCCAAAUCUGAGCUGCUUCCCAAAUCUGACGCUCCGCUCUGUUUCUGUCUUCGAACAACAGGCUGUGACGCCAAACAAACGCCAAGAUGUCAGAGAAAAAGAUGUCGUCGAGUCGCAAGCAUCAUCUGAAGAGUUUGAUGCUGUCCAUCGCCAAAGGUUUACUGGAGGAGGAGGAGAAGGAGCGAGAGGUGGAGAGGGCGAGGUACAUGGCUGAGAACUGUCCUCCUGUGAGGAUGCCCAGGACCAUGCAGGAGCUGCAGGAGCUGUGCAGAGAGAUUCACCACAAGAUCGACAAGAUCGACGAGGAACGAUACGACUUGGAUAUGAAAGUCACUAAAACCAACAAGGAGAUUGACGACUUGAAGAUCAAAGUUCAGGACCUGAUGGGCAAAUUCAAGAAGCCUGUCCUGAGGAAAGUUCGUAUGUCUGCUGACGCCAUGCUGAAGGCUCUGCUGGGCUCCAAACACACAGUCAACCUGGACCUGAGGGCCAACCUGAAGCAGGUCAAGAAGGAGGUCAAAGAGGAGGAGAAGGAGCUGCGAGACGUCGGCGACUGGCGUAAAAACAUUGAAGACAAAGCCGGCAUGGACGGGAGGAAGAAGAUGUUUGAGGCUGAGGCAUAAAUCAAUCUGCUGUCAACAAAGCUGCAGUACUUUUAGUCCCUGCUUUUCACCGAUUGGUUUAAUCCGAUCAGAUUAAUUUAGAUAACACAAAUUAAUUUUCUGAACCACUUUUUGAGCUGCAGAAACUGCGACUGAAUAAAUGGAGUGAAAGAGACGUUUUGUGAUGCUUACUUGGGUAUUUGUUGCUGAAAAAGUAAUUCAAUUACUUUAAGGCAUUACAAAGUAAUGUAUUACUGCUUACUGAGAAGACUGCUUACCAUCCACUGAGUUCAUAUUUUUAUUAUUAUUACCUUUGUUAUGAAUUUUAUGAAGGCCUGAAUGACAGCAGGGGCUAACAGGAAGCAGCUGAGCACAUUGGCAGCAGCUAAUGCUAACAGAUAAUUAAGUGUACUUGGAAUUUGCCUGUUAAAUUUGAAGUAUUACAUCAAUAUUUGAAAUUUAUUGAAAAUGGGUCAAUGACUUCCAGCAGUGUUUUUGGGCUGUGAAACUACCGUUAGCUAGAAGCUAAAAUGGAGGCCCAGAGCUCAGCUGACAGAUGUAUCAUUUGGGGACUGUCAGGUAACACUGGAGGUUCAUUAGCAUAAUAACACAAAACUGUUCAAUGUCAUGAUGAUUACUUUUGAGAAAAUAAACAAAACUAAAUUGUG
Messenger RNA from Epinephelus lanceolatus (giant grouper), 1277 nucleotides. Its product is annotated as troponin I, fast skeletal muscle-like. Gene Ontology annotation, cellular component: troponin complex. Lineage: Eukaryota; Metazoa; Chordata; Actinopteri; Perciformes; Serranidae. The record is from RefSeq and is a predicted model, not a curated record. Gene Ontology annotation, biological process: cardiac muscle contraction; skeletal muscle contraction.